AUGGCCUCCGCCGGAGCCCGCCUACUGCUCUUCUGCGCCGGCCUGCUGGCCGUCACCGUCGCUGCCGCCUCGGACCUCGGGGCCGGGGAUGCCGGUGCGCCCCCAGGAAACCGCGUCCGCCAGGAGCUGCCCGCCGAUACUGCGGAUCACCGCAUGAGGCGUGCCACCACCGGCCUGCCGGAGUCCACCACCAAGAGAAGAGCCAGCCAGGACCCCUGGGAGAGCUGGAAAGCCUUCCUCAGGCACAAUAACCGGCAGGAUGCUAAGGCCAAGAAGAGCAGAGGCAAAGGCAGGACGUUGGAGCCAUGCCCCCAAACCCUUGUCCUCCUGAACAACUCAAAGCCCAUCAACUCAUCAGAACUGGUGAAGGAGCUCCGGCGGAUGAUAGAAGAAUUGGUGCCACUGCGAGCGCUCUGGGAGCUGGGCCUCGCCCCAGACGAUGCAGAGGAGGCAGCAGGGAACAGGGACAGGGUGGACGAGCUGACAGAGGCCCUGGCCAGGAGCCCCCGGCUGGUGGGGGACGCCUUCCACUGCCGCCUGCGCCAGAAAUUGUCGGUGGAGCGGCGCACGCUGCAUGAACUUGGUGGCUACUACCUGCCCGAAUCCGAGGGCGCUUUCUAUCGUGGCCUGGGCCUGAACCUGACCAGCGGCCAGUACACAGCGCCAGUAGGAGGCUUCUAUGCUCUUGCUGCCACGCUGCACGUGGCCCUCCCUCAGCAGAGGAAGCCAGAGCAGCAGCACCCUCGGGACCGCCUGCGCCUGCUCAUCUGCAUCGAGUCCCAGUGCCAGAAUCACACCUCCCUGGAGGCUGUCAUAGGUCUGCAGAACAGCAGUGAGCUCUUCACCAUCUCCGUGAACGGUGUUCUGUAUCUGCAGACAGGGCAGUACACCUCCGUCUUCCUGGACAACGCCAGCGGCUCCCUCGUCACUGUGCAAGGCGGCUCCCAGUUCAGCGCUCUCCUCCUUGGCAUCUGAGCAGUAUCGAGCUGGGUCCCAAC
Messenger RNA from Eptesicus fuscus (big brown bat), 998 nucleotides. It is a transcript of the gene ERFE, whose product is annotated as erythroferrone. Bases 1 to 975 code for a protein of 324 amino acids. NCBI's taxonomy places the organism in Eukaryota, Metazoa, Chordata, Mammalia, Chiroptera, Vespertilionidae. Gene Ontology annotation, biological process: positive regulation of insulin receptor signaling pathway; positive regulation of D-glucose import across plasma membrane; negative regulation of gluconeogenesis. The record is from RefSeq and is a predicted model, not a curated record. The transcript has 8 exons. Gene Ontology annotation, molecular function: hormone activity.